AUGGCUUUUAUGAAAGCGCAUCUGCUCCCUUUAUUGAUGAAUAUUAUUUUCGGGGGAACUUUCCUUACUACAUACACGAUUGCAGUGAAGUUGAAUCACGUAAGAGCACUUUUUCCUUAUAUAAGUGACACCGGUAAUAAGCCGCCCGAAAGUACAAUUUUUUCGCAAUUUCUCAACAUAGGAUGCAUUUUUGCAUUUCUUACCAUGUAUGCGAAGUAUCUGUACUUGAAUACCUGCUAUUUAAGAGAUCCCAGUCUGUCAAAUUAUGUUUUAGUCCAAUGUUUAAAUCGGAUCUCUAUUUGGAUAGCCCCCUUUAUGUGUUUGGGAGCAUCUAUGGCUGCAAAUUUUCAACCUAGUAGUGCAAUUAUACCUCAUCUCUUUGGAGCUUUCAUGAGUGGUGGUGGGGGAAUUACUUAUUUUGCACUUCAAACUUACAUUUCCUACAAAGCUUGUCCCGUUUUGAACACAAUGAGAAUGGCUCAUUUCAGACUCGUCUUAACUGUACUAGCGGCUUCAUUGGGAUCAACAACAGUAUUAUCUGGUGCUGUAUCGCUAUUUAUGUUUACCAGAAGUCUUAAAUAUGUACCCGUGUGGGGACCAGAUGAUGGGGGAUAUGGUUAUCAUUUGCUCAGUACCGUUACCGAGUGGGCACUCGCAUUCGUUUUUGGAAUAUAUUAUAGUACUUUUAGUAGCGAGCUGAGAAAUGUCGUUAUCAAAUAUCCCACUGCUGAACCUAGGAAUUUAUACAUUUCAAUUCAGCAUAAUUCGUGUUUUGACAAUGCCAUUCAACCCGUAGAUGCAGAGAUUCAAGAAGAAAACAGGAAUGAAGCAUUCGAUACAGGGAGAGAAAUUCCUACUUCUGUCUAUCCUGAGUAA
Molecule: messenger RNA, 876 nt
Organism: Centruroides sculpturatus (bark scorpion)
Lineage: Eukaryota; Metazoa; Arthropoda; Arachnida; Scorpiones; Buthidae
Product: DNA damage-regulated autophagy modulator protein 1-like
Exons: 7
Coding region: 1-876 (291 amino acids)
Source: RefSeq, a predicted model, not a curated record